AUGUUGAGGACUUGUGAACUGACAGUGACUUCAGUGCGAGGUUCAGUCCUGGGUUCAGUCACCCGACCAGCUUCAAGGCUUCCCCGAAGCUUUGAAAUUGUGACCAAAGUGAUUGAUGGAGUGGAUUUGCUGCGCCUUGACGGUGGGGUGAUCAACAGAGAAAAAAACCCAACCCAAGCAAUUUCGAAGAAGCUUCAGCGUCAAUUCCGAGACGACGAGGAGUUCUUCUGCGACAUCAACGGGCCGGGAAAGCGAAGUGACACAGUUCCAGAGUCCGUUCAUCGCCUUCGGCCGGGCGAUAUUGACAUCAUCGGUGCCAUUGGGGACUCCCUGACGGCUGGAAAUGGUGCAAUGGCCACAAAUCUCCUUCACAUCGUCAUGGAGAACAAGGGUGUGGUGACGCCCAUCGGCGGACAGGGCACUUGGCGGCAAUAUCUCACUAUUCCCAACAUCCUCAAGUUGUACAAUCCCAAAUUAUAUGGUUAUUCACUCUCCGACUCAGUCAGCAUGCAGCCCGAAUCAAGAUUCAAUGUUGCUGAAAUGGGAGCGAUGUCGCGUGAUACGGCACAUCAGGCGCGAAAUCUUAUCAAAAGGAUGCAAUCAAAUUCAAAUGUCGACAUGGAGAAGCACUGGAAGAUUGUCUUCUUCCUCAUUGGGGCGAAUGACUUCUGCAUGGACAUGUGCUUCGUGAAGAAUCCCAGUGGAAUUGUGGAGAUGCACGAUCGUGAGCUGACGGAAACACUGCGAAUAUUGCGUGAUAAUCUCCCGCGAACGAUGGUCAACGUGAUAGCGAGUCCUUCGAUGAAAGUGUUAAUGAGAUUCCGCGGGAAAUCACCAGAAUGCGAAACUGCUCAUCGACUUGAGUGUCCUUGUCUCUAUUCACUGCAGCGCCAGCGUUUCCUCAAGUCCUACCUCAAAAUCAUGGACGCGUGGAAGAGGAGACAAAAGGAAGUCAUCAACCGCGAAGAGUUCCACAACAAGACGGACUUCACCGUGAAUCUGCAGCCCUUCACGGAUAAACUCUGGAUCCCCAGUGAUAAGGAUAACAACACGGAUUUCAGCUACAUGUCCACGGAUUGCUUCCACUUCAGCCAGAAAGGAUACGCCAGGGCGACAAAUGCACUGUGGAACAAUCUCCUUGAGCCAUUCAGCAACAAAACGCAGUUCUGGAAGACAGAAUUUGAGGAUUUCAAGUGUCCCACAGAAGAACGACCUUUCAUCGCCACAAAAAUGAAUAGUUAAUGGGCAUUCUUGAUUGGAGGGCAUCUUCAAUUAAUGUGUGGUGAUUUUGAACUACCAAAAUUGUAAAGCCAUGAGAUGAUCAAUGAUCCGAGCGCGCGCAAUGCACUUUUCCGCUGAGGGACGCCCUUGAUGGGACCAUUUAAACUCCUCGAAAAGGUGCCAAAGCCGGUAAAACACCAUCGAAUGGCUUUUAACACUCAUCGGUACCUUUUUUUUACAACCACGUGAUACUUAAUAGUUUUUUAUUGGCAUGAGAGUGUGGAAAAUGCGGAAGUUGUCUGCUCAAGAAGUCUCUUAACUCGCUAAGCACUAAAUCUAGAAAUGUCUUUUGUAAAUAAAAUCUAUGAAAAAA
This is a messenger RNA of Phlebotomus argentipes, 1594 nucleotides long. RefSeq names its product phospholipase B1, membrane-associated-like. The transcript is spliced from 5 exons. The coding region runs from base 1 to 1242 and encodes 413 amino acids. NCBI's taxonomy places the organism in Eukaryota, Metazoa, Arthropoda, Insecta, Diptera, Psychodidae. Gene Ontology annotation, biological process: phospholipid metabolic process. Gene Ontology annotation, molecular function: glycerophospholipase activity. The record is from RefSeq and is a predicted model, not a curated record.